Molecule: messenger RNA, 1313 nt
Organism: Polychytrium aggregatum
Lineage: Eukaryota; Fungi; Chytridiomycota; Chytridiomycetes; Polychytriales
Exons: 4
Coding region: 1-1281 (426 amino acids)
Source: RefSeq, a predicted model, not a curated record
AUGCUCCUACCAAGUAUCUCCUCGGUGCUCACACUCUUCAACAUUCUCAAGCUGGCCCAUUCCGGUCUAUCCAAGUCUGACAAGGACCAGUGGAAAGCCUUGGUCGAUGCCAUCCCGGUCCCGCGUCAUGGCAAGUGCCCCUCCUUCUGCCACAUGGUCCUGACCCAGCUCCGUCAGCGCUAUGUCAAUGUCGGCACCCGGGUCUUCUCCGACAAGCACUGCAUCAGUACCGAGAAGUACGCCUACGACUUCCUCGACGGAAUCAUCAACGAGUUUGUCGAGAACCUGGCCUCCAAUCUCGCCAAGUGCGCGGCCAUGAAGGCCCGUGGCGAGAAGACCAAGCACUUCCGCCCCCGCUUUCUCAGCAAGAAGCGACCCACCUCCGAGUUCUGCUACAUGAGGAAGCGACUCUGGGGCCCUGUCCAGUCCACCUCCAGCUUCUGGAACCGAGUCAACAUUCGCGAGUUCCUCGGCAUCGCUCCUCCUGGUGCACAAGACACUCCUAAGCAUGAAGAGUGUCAAGAAGCCACCCAAGCACAGCCGGAUGGAGAGGAGAUUCCUUCCCGCCUCCGUGCCGACGGGACCAUCGAGGAUCGCCGACUGCAGCUUCCCUUCCUCUGCGAGACUCGCAUCAUGCGGACCAAGACCGGCAAGUUUUACAUUGUGGUCUCGGAGCUACUUGUCCGUCCGGGCGAAAGCCAAGCCCAGGACACGGCCAAGAAAGUCGUCUCUAUCGAUCGUGGCGUCCGAGACUUCAUCACCACAUACGACCCUUCCGGCCUUGUCACCGCCUGGGGUGCCUCCAAAUCUCACUCGACCAAUGGUGGCAGGGACACCAAGAACAUCGCUCGCAUCUUCAGCCUCAAGAAGUGGUACGACGAUCUCCAGUCCCGCAUCUCGACCCCGGCGAUGAAGGACGGAGAAACCCAAUGCUCCUACCGAUUCCGCAAGAACAGGAUGCGUCGAGCAGCCCUCCGCAUCCUCGAGCGCAUCCGAUGCCUUGUCAACGAUCUCCACCGCAAGGCAGCCAACUGGCUCUGCUCGACGUACAACGUCAUCUACAUCCCCAAGCUCAACUUCCACCAGCUGGCAGCACACUGCUCUGGACGAGUGGUCAACGAGAAGAUGGCCAUGCUGGCCCACUGUCGCUUUGUCGACACCCUCGUCCACAAGCCCAGGGAGGAGUGUGGGUUGAUGAUAGAUCGCGACAUCAAUGGGGCUCGUAACAUUCUGUUGAAGAAUGCGAGCUCGGAGGACAUUCUUGGCGAGGGCAUGGUGUAGCCUCGCAAACACCCCUUUGAAGCCUAUUUCCA